GCUAGACUAGACCUAGUGCGGAGGAGCAUGAGGGUAUUCAGAUUACAAAUUGCACUCUGGUGCCUACAAAAAUAAGCAGUGCCGAGUGAGGACGAGAUCGGUCAAACAUCACUGCAAACAAAUAGCAAAAAACAGCAAACAAAAUGACCCUUCUCAGCCUUCCCCGCCCGGGCGCGCAAGCCUCUGCCCCACAAGCCCCCAUCGCCGCCCCUUCAGAGGCCCACUUCACGCAAACCUUUGGCCAGCUCCUCCCGCCGGCCAGCUUCCUCACCACGCCGCAGGGGACGGCAGCGUUCUACGAGCUCGCACCGCCGACCGGACCCUCGGAACCACCAGCGGCCGACGGCGUGCUGCUCAUCCACGGCGUGCAGACGCCGGCGCUGGGCAUGUGGCCGCUGGCGCGGGCGCUGCGGGGCUCGUUCCCGACGCGGCGCUUUUGCCUGGUCGACCUGUGGGGCCACGGGCUGAGCGAGACGCCGGUGCAGGCGCACGAGCCGGCGCUGUUCCACGCGCUCGUCGACGCCGUGCUCGACCGCCUCGGCUGGCCGGCCGCCCACGUGGUCGGCUACUCGUUUGGCGGCGCCCUGGCCGUGGGCUACGCCGACUCGCGGCCCGCCCGCGUGCGGAGCCUCGCGCUGGUCGCGCCCGCCGGCCUGAUCCCGUCCGCGGGCCUCGGCGGGCUGGCGGCCCUGCGCGGCGACGACCCCGCCGCCGCCUGGGCCUGGACGCUGGACUUUCUCGAGGGCGGCGAGCUGGUCGUGCCGCCGGACUGGCGGGCGCGCGUGGCCCGCGGCGAGGUGGUGGCCCCCGCCGUCAGGGAGUGGCAGAUGCGCGAGCACGCCGGCCACAAGGCCGCCGUCGUGACCAUUGUGCGCGACGGCCGCAUCAUGGACGACGACGAGGCGUUUGCGCGCGUGGCAAAGAGCGGCGUGCCGGCCGUCGGCGUCGUCGGCGCCCUGGACCCGGUGUGCAGCGGGGAGCAGCUGCGGGCGGUGGGGUUUGCGAAUGUGGUUGUCGUCCACGAGGCGGGUCACGGCGUCGUGCGUGAGAAUGCGGCCGAGGUCGCAGCGGCGAUUGAGGCGUUUUGGAAGGGCUUGUCGGCGAAAUCCUCCUAGUUUGGUUUGGAUCUUUGCACCGUGACUAAACCUCGCUCGAAUGGAGACGUCUUGAAUGUUUACGAACUACUUUCCGCUGCUGGUCUAGUGCUUUGCGUAUCGAGCGUAAUCCCACUCACUGCUCUUGACAAGGAAUGAGAAUCUACAUUUCGACUAAAAACUCUUGGCAGGCGGCUAAAAAAUAUACUAUCGCAAGUUUUUGGAUAAUUGUGGCUACGUGGGAUGCAUACGCGGGAUGUCGGCGAGAAAUCCUGCAUCAAACGAGCAGUAAAAAUCGUGGUAGUUCCAAUAGGGUUAUAGGUUUCCCCCGUCGGCGCUCUCAAUUGUCCGUUGGCCGCAGAUUUGGCUUUGAUCUUUGUGCCUUUCGUCUCAUGUUGUUGAGGCGAUGUACUGGCUGAG
Pyricularia oryzae 70-15 is the source of this 1514-nucleotide messenger RNA. RefSeq lists its product as uncharacterized. Bases 144 to 1115 code for a protein of 323 amino acids. The record is from RefSeq and is a predicted model, not a curated record. The transcript has a single exon. Lineage: Eukaryota; Fungi; Ascomycota; Sordariomycetes; Magnaporthales; Pyriculariaceae.